AUUUAUCGCUGCGAUAAAUAUCAGAAAAUUAAGAUGAUUGACAAUAAAAAAAUUGCUCUGAACGGGGACUCUGAACUGAGAAACCUGAACUUGGAAGAUCAGGUUGGCUUUCACAGUCUGCCGGAUCAGUUAGUGAACAAGUCUGUGGCCGAUGGGUUCUGUUUCAACAUUUUGUGUGUUGGAGAAACAGGUAUAGGCAAAUCAACCCUGAUGAACACGCUAUUCAACACUAACUUCGAUUCAACGCCGGCCACACACGAUCUGCCUGAUGUCAAACUUUGCUCUCACACUUAUGAGUUGAAGGAGGGCAACGUGAGGCUGAAGUUAACAGUUGUGGAUACUGUUGGAUUCGGAGACCAGAUUGACAAAACUGAUAGCUACAAAUCCAUAGUGGACUACAUCGAUGACCAGUUCGAGGCUUACCUACAGGAAGAGCUAAAGGUCAAGAGGUCACUGCACAGCUACCACGACACUCGCAUCCAUGCCUGCCUCUACUUCAUUGCACCAACCGGACACACAUUGAAAGCGCUUGACCUAGUUACGAUGAAGCAGUUAGACAGCAAGGUGAACAUCAUACCUGUCAUCGGGAAGGCAGACACCAUCACCAAGGCUGAACUGCAAAGGUUCAAGGCCAAGAUCAUGAGUGAAUUGACAAGCAAUGGCGUUCAGUUGUAUCAAUUCCCCACCGAUGAUGAAACUGUUGCCGACAACAACGCCAAUAUGAAUGGCCAACUACCAUUUGCUGUUGUUGGAUCGAUGGAUGAAAUCAAGGUCGGGCCGAAGAUGGUCAGAGCCAGGCAGUACCCUUGGGGAACAGUUCAAGUGGAGAACGAGAAUCACUGUGACUUCGUGAAGCUGCGUGAGAUGCUGCUGAGGCAGAACAUGGAGGACUUGAGAGAGACGACGCACUUCAAACAUUACGAGGUCUACAGGAGGGCCAAGUUGACCCAGAUGGGGUUCAAUGAUAAUCAAGCCCUUAGCCUGCAAGAGACGUACGAGCAGAAGCGCCAGGAACACGUGAUGGAGCUGCAGAGGAAGGAGGACGAGAUGAGGCAGAUGUUCGUCGUCAGGGUCAAGGAGAAGGAGGCCGAACUGAAGGAAGCUGAGAAGGAGUUGCAAAUGAAGUUUGAAAACCUGAAGAACCAGCACACGACGGAGAAGAGAAAGUUGGAAGAUAAGAAGAAGAUGCUGGAAGAUGAAAUGAUGACGUUUCAGAGGAGGAAAGCCGCCGCGCUUGCUGCUGCUACUAAUAAUAGCAACGCUGCCGGAAAGAAGAAGAAAUAAAUGAAUGAAUGUGAUUGGUCGGUUGUCAGAGAUGGUUAAUUGUGAUUGGUUGAUUGCUGAUUGUCAGUUCUCUAGUUAUAGGAUUGGAACUACUCGAUUUUGAUUGGUCGCUUGUUGGAGUUGGUUGGUUUUGAUUGGCCAGGAAGUGGGAUUGCUCGGCUGUUAGAUUGUUAAUUAGUUUUGGCUGUGGAAUGGAUUGGUUCGAUGGUUUGGAAUUAAAAACCUCCGAAUGUUACAUCACUUCUUCAUCUUGUUUAUAUUCCCCUCUGUUGGACUUCAUCAGUUGAUCAAAAGAUUCAGUCAAAACCUUGUUAAAUCAUUUGUCUCUCAGCGUUUCAGUUAUUAUUUAACUAAUAUUUGCUCUAUUGUUUGAUAGAUUCGUUCACUCUAUCAGUUUUAAUUUCUUCAUUCAUUCGUUCGUUCGUUCGUUCACUCAUUAUUUUUUUACAUUUAUUUCUUUGUUUUUUCAUUAAUUAAUUUGCACAUGUACUUGGCUAACUUCAUUCAUUUAUUCAUUCACUCAUUCAUUCAUUCAUUUAUUCACUCA
This is a messenger RNA of Helobdella robusta, 1831 nucleotides long. RefSeq lists its product as hypothetical. The record is from RefSeq and is a predicted model, not a curated record. Gene Ontology annotation, biological process: cytoskeleton-dependent cytokinesis. The transcript is spliced from 11 exons. NCBI's taxonomy places the organism in Eukaryota, Metazoa, Annelida, Clitellata, Rhynchobdellida, Glossiphoniidae. Gene Ontology annotation, cellular component: microtubule cytoskeleton; septin complex; septin ring. The coding region runs from base 34 to 1284 and encodes 416 amino acids. Gene Ontology annotation, molecular function: GTPase activity; molecular adaptor activity; GTP binding.